AUUUCAUACUAGAUACUUGUAAGUUGUAAAUGGUUCUCAUUUCAUGUACACCAACGAAUGUGGUUCAAAUAUCAAAACCUUUCCUUUCUUUUUCUCUUUUCCUUUCUAUCUUUCCUUCUUUCCCAUCUUAACUUCUCUCUUCUCUGUUUAGCUACUUUUGUUUGAAGCUUCUUGUUGAAUUCUUAUUCUAAAUUUGCUACCCCGGCCCUUGGUGGUUCUACCUGGUUCAUGGAUAUUGAUUUCUUGUUGGCUCUUGGGGGGUGGUGUAUUACUAGUAUUCCUGGUUGCAUGGCAACAAUUACAAUAACAUCAUCAUCAUCUUCUUCUUCUUCUUCUUCUUCAUCAUCAUCAUCAUCAGCUCAUGAUCGGUCCAUCAUCAAAUGGGACAUUUCAAAAACAUUACUUGUUUUCUUAUUCUUUAUAAGCUUUAUCUUUGUUACUCAUCUUUGUAACCCUAAUCCAACAUCGGUUACAGACGAAUCGAAGAUGAUGACAGCCAUGGAUUCUUCACCGCUGAUUACAAGAAGAUUCUUGUCUCAACCAUCUACAACUUCACCUACGUCCACGUCUCAUGAUGACAAUCAUCAACAUAGUAGUACUAAUACCAUGAAUUUGAAUCCUCAUGGCAGUAGUACUCGUACAAAGAAUUCAUCCAAACAGUUUGAAGCAAGUGACCAUGAAGUCCCAAGUGGUCCAAAUCCCAUCUCUAACAGGUAGGAUUAAUCACCAUCAGUGCUGCUGCUGGUAUCAUCAUAAUCGAGCUUGUUGUCGAUGAAGAAAAGAACCAUACAUUUACAACAUCGUUGUCAUCAUCAUCGCCGUACGUGGUCACAACGUUAUAUUUAAUAUUACUUGUCUUCUAUCUCAGAGGUUUGUUACCAUUAAAUUUGUGUUAGCAUCAUCGUCAUGAUCACUCACCUGUCUUGGUAUUAAACAUUUAAAUAUCAUCAUCAUUUUCUCUUCUUUGCUUUCUCUUCUUUGCUUACUAGAAUGUGUAUAGCAAGUGAAUACUAUGGGUAUUAUGUUAUGGUUAAUUUUUUAUAUUUGUUGUUGUUGUUCGGGACAAAAUUUAAGCUACCUGAAUUGAAGCUAAAAGUCUAAUUAACUUUUUAUGUUAUAAUAAAUUGCUCUUAAAUUUGAC
Molecule: messenger RNA, 1141 nt
Organism: Papaver somniferum (opium poppy)
Lineage: Eukaryota; Viridiplantae; Streptophyta; Magnoliopsida; Ranunculales; Papaveraceae
Product: CLAVATA3/ESR (CLE)-related protein TDIF-like
Exons: 1
Coding region: 229-717 (162 amino acids)
Biological process (GO): xylem development
Cellular component (GO): apoplast
Molecular function (GO): receptor serine/threonine kinase binding
Source: RefSeq, a predicted model, not a curated record